AUGUCAUCAGCAGCAGCAAAAGCAACAACCACAGUUCCCUCCAGCCCGCCCGUCUGCACCCUUUCCUCCCUUGAUCACCUCGUCCUAACAGUGCAAUCCAUCCCAGCCAGCAUCGAGUUCUACACCAGAAUUUUGGGCAUGGCCCAUCAGUCAUUCACAUCAGCUGCAGACCCCAACAGCACGCCACGCCAUGCUCUAUUGUUUGGCAGUCAAAAGAUUAACCUGCACCAGGCCGGCAAGGAAUUUGAGCCCAAGGCCGGGACUGCCUUGCCCGGUACGGCGGAUUUGUGCUUUUUGACUGAAGAGGAUGUCGGUGUUGUGUUGAAGAGGUUGGUUGACAGAGGUAUUGAAGUGUUAGAAGGUGGGCAAGUGGUCAGGAGAACUGGGGCGAGGAAUCCCCUGAGAAGUGUGUAUGUGCGGGAUCCUGAUGGGAAUUUGAUCGAAAUUUCGAACCCCACAGUAUAG
This is a messenger RNA of Talaromyces atroroseus, 465 nucleotides long. Its product is annotated as Glyoxalase domain-containing protein 5. Lineage: Eukaryota; Fungi; Ascomycota; Eurotiomycetes; Eurotiales; Trichocomaceae. The record is from RefSeq and is a predicted model, not a curated record. The coding region runs from base 1 to 465 and encodes 154 amino acids. The transcript is spliced from 2 exons.